GCAGCGGUGCUGUCGGGCCGGUGCGGCUCCGGUAGCGCCCCAGCAGCCCGUUGUCCCUCCCUGCCCCCUCAGUCAGGCCGCGACCUGCAGCAGUACCAGAGCCAGGCGAAGCAGCUCUUCCGCAAGCUGAACGAGCAGUCCCCGACCAGAUGCACCCUGGAGGCAGGAGCCAUGGCUUUCCACUACAUCAUCGAGAAAGGAGUGUGUUACCUGGUCCUGUGUGAAGCUGGAUUCCCCAAGAAACUGGCCUUUGCAUACCUGGAGGACUUGCACUCAGAGUUUGAUGAGCAGCAUGGCAAGAAGGUUCCCACAGUGUCCAGGCCCUAUUCCUUCAUUGAAUUUGACACCUACAUCCAGAAAACCAAGAAGCUCUACAUCGAUAGCCGGGCGAGGAGGAACCUGGGCUCCAUCAACACAGAGCUGCAAGAUGUGCAGAGGAUUAUGGUGGCCAACAUCGAGGAGGUCCUGCAGCGAGGAGAGGCCCUGUCAGCUCUUGAUUCCAAGGCCAACAACUUGUCCAGUCUGUCCAAGAAGUACCGGCAGGACGCCAAGUACCUGAACAUGCGCUCCACGUACGCCAAGCUGGCGGCCGUAGCCGUGUUCUUCAUCAUGCUGAUUGUCUAUGUGAGGUUCUGGUGGCUGUGAGCCCGCCCAGCCGUGGAAGAGGGAAAGCCAGUAGCCUGGCAGGUGGAUGUGUGCAGGACACUGCUCAUGGGGGAUGUGCAUUAGAAUCCACACAGGACCAUCACCUUCGCAGGAGUGUCCUGGAGCUGUUAGGUGGCACCACCUGGCUACUGCAUCUCUUAGUGGAGCCUAACACUUGGUGUAAAGGCUUGUUGACUGCAGGCUUUUCCUCUGAGGCAGUUUGCACUAGGAUACUGCAGAGUUUGGCCUCCCAAGGUUCUUCCCCCUCCUGGGGCACUCUGGGAACAGUCAAUCAGUGCUGUUUAGCAUAAUCACAUUGUACAUCCUCCUGUUGAGUAGCUCUAGUGGGAACUGGACUCUAAUGAACAUUCCUUGUGUUGGUAAUGUUUGCUUUUUUAGAAUCUGGGUCUGCGGUUAUUUUUCUUUCUUUCUUUUUCGAGACUCCCCCGUUUGAAGGCAAAUAUUUCACUGUACAUAAAACCAGCUUUCACCUCUGUCAGAAUACCUGUUGAGUGUUCUGUGUCUGACCUCCUGGCUUGUUACACUUUAAAUUGCUUUAGGAAGAAAUGGAUGUUGAACUAUGCCUUAAGAUACAUUCUGUCCAGUACUAGGAGGGGCAGUGGGAGGCUUCUGUAUUGACUGGUUCCUGCAAAAUUAAACCCCGGGUUUCUAAGUGUCCACUCUCCCUCUCCUGACAGCUGUGUGUGACAGUGUGUUUCCACGUGAACAGGGUGUGUAAUUCAUUGCUGUUGUAAUGGGCACAGUGCAAACUAUGUCAGCACUCUCUAUUUUUCCCUUCUAGCUGCAGAUUCACUACAUUAUUUCCUUCCUUUUUGUAACUGUGCUUUCUUUCUGAAAUGUGUCAAAACUGCCAGCAUUUCAUCUCUGGGAUCCUUGUUUUCUUUCUCCCUCUUUUCCUCACCCAAAACAACCAAAAAAGCAGAACUCUGAAUGUUGUUGUGAAGAAAGGGCAGUGUUUCUUUAAAGAACACUUUAACUUUACAUGAAGGAUUAGGAUAACUUUAAAACAGUGAAAUCCUUUAGAAACACAACCUCUUUUAUCCGUGGUCACCUUCUCCCUACCUCACUUGGGAAGCUGAAACUGUAGGUGAAGAAAAACUCAUUAUGGGGCAAUAGUAUAGAGCUUUCUUAUGGGCCAAUCUCUGUAUCACCAGUGUAAUGUGGUUAUUUUUUUUUUUAAUAAUUGUUUUUGGUCCACCUGUGCUAAGGAAUAACAUUUUAGCAGUCAGAUUUUGGUUUGAUUA
Cyanistes caeruleus (blue tit) is the source of this 1910-nucleotide messenger RNA. The record is from RefSeq and is a predicted model, not a curated record. NCBI's taxonomy places the organism in Eukaryota, Metazoa, Chordata, Aves, Passeriformes, Paridae.